AGCGCCUUACGCUAUUCACAACUAGAAUUGCAAACGGACGUGGCGUACGCCGUUCUCUUCCCCGCUCUCUCUCUCUCCUACUGUCAUCGGAUUUUGCAUUUAUUUCUGGGCUCUUGCUCUUCAACAGAUGGACAGCGCGUACCUGAAGAACCACGUCGGCGCCGUGCUGGCGAAGGGCAUCGCGGAAACGGUCACCGCCCGUCCGAGCAACCCCCAGGAGUACCUCGCGCUCUUUCUGCUCCAUCAGCUGCAAGAAGAGGAGCGCCGUGUGGAGGCCGCGACCCGGCGCAAGAAGGCGAAUGGGCUGCGCGAGGACUGGUCACAGCAGCGGGCGCUGCGGGAGAAGGCGGCCGUCGAUGUCAUCCAACACGGUUUCUAUCGCUUUCAAAGCCGGUUGAAGGCGAAGCGCGCUGUGGAGGAGGAGCUGCGGGGUCGCUACGCGGAGGCGGAGGCAGAGGCGGAGGAUCUGCUUGACCAGGAAGCCGCUCUGAAAGAGAGCGACGCCCACCACGCGAACAACGUGGAGGACGAGGCGCAUGAGAAGGACGCCGCGUCGGAGAAGCUGGCGGAGCAGGAGGCUGCCCUCGCCGACGCACGCGCGGAGUUCUUCAAGUCGCAGCGCUUCCUCCUGCAGCUCAGCAAGACCUCGCUUGGUCAGCUAAAGCAGGAGCUCGUUGACAUGUCGGAGCGCGUACGAAUGGCCCAGGACGUCACCCUGGGCGCUUUCCACCGUGCAGCGGCGCAGGAGUCUGCGCUGGUCGAGGUGCUCUCGGCGCAGUUUCCAUCCGCCGCGUCCAGCGACAACACAACGGUUGUCUCCACACCGGAGGUCUCACCGGCGGUGGCGGAGCUCGCGGCUCGCCUGGAGGAGCACCGUGAUCACCGCUUCAUCUCCGUCCCGUACGUCAACUUUCUCGUUCUGCGCAGCCUCUGCUAUUUGUUGCUCAACGCCACGCCAAAGUCGACGAGUACGCCGGCGAAGGUGGCCGCGUUGGUGAAGCCGACGGUGAUGGUGCAGCAGCUGCGCGCCUUUAACCCCGUCGCAGGCUACGAUCGCGGCAUUCCGCUGAAGCUGGAGCGCAUUGUGCCGGAGCUGGCCGCCGCCGCUGCAGGCGGGGCAGGUGGCGGUGAGGACGGGAACGGCGACGAUGGCGAGAGGAAGAACGCGGACGGCAUGGGGGCGGAGGAGGGCAGCGGUGUCAGCGUGCCGUUUCGGCAGCCGCCAACACGUCAGAUCCGUCGAUCCGCCCGCGUGCUGCGCUUCGGCUGGUUGGACGGGGAGUACCAGUGCGAGCUGAACCCGGAGGACUACUACACCGAGGAGAUGGUGGAGGAGGACGCUGAGAGGGUGGCGGCGGCGGCGGAGGGGGGCAAGCGCGGUAGCAAAACAGGCGGCGGUGUCGAACCGACGGUGGCGAAGAGGGACGGGUCGACGCCCUCCACGCCGAUCCCGACCCUCGCGGAGGAGAUCGCAGCAGCGGCGAAGGCCCGCACGCGUGCGGCGGAGGUGCGUGCGACGGUGACGGCGCAGGUGAAGGAGCGCGGCGGCAUCGUCCUGUACGGCCUCCUGCGCUUCGCCGCCGCGGCGGUGGCCUACCGCCAGGCUCGUGACGGUGUCGCACGGAGCCGUCAGGAGCUCGGGCUGCCGGCGGAUGUAAACGAGGAAAUGCCAGAGGAAGAGGAGGAGGACCCGAUGAAUGACGAGGCGCUCGUCGAUGAGGAGACCGGCGAGCCGGAUCAUGCCGCGACGCUGGCGCUGCAGGAGCGCAUCGGCGUGGACACAGAGGAGGCGCUGACGAAGAUUUGGGAGGCCCGCGACACGCGACAGCAAGAGGCCUACGCGAUGAAGGCGGCCGCCCUGCAGCGGCAGAUGGAUGCGGGGGGCGAGGAGGAGGAGGAGGACGCAGGGGACGCGGAGUAG
Messenger RNA from Leptomonas pyrrhocoris, 1921 nucleotides. RefSeq lists its product as hypothetical. The transcript has a single exon. Gene Ontology annotation, cellular component: Set1C/COMPASS complex. NCBI's taxonomy places the organism in Eukaryota, Euglenozoa, Kinetoplastea, Trypanosomatida, Trypanosomatidae. Bases 128 to 1921 code for a protein of 597 amino acids. The record is from RefSeq and is a predicted model, not a curated record.